GUAGCUCUAUGACUGAUGGGGUCGAGCGUCUAUGGGGCCACUGAGCGGAGGCUGGGUUUCUCUUGAGCUGGGUGGGCGAUUGGCUGGUGGACCGCAGUUCGUGGUUGGGUGGGAGCGACGUGAAGGGAUGGGUUUUCCCUGGUCUACGCAGACCGUGCUCUACCCUGCUGUUUCGAUGGUCCCGGUUGGCAUUUGGGCCCGCUGUGAAGUGGCUUGGGUGCUCAGGUAGCUCAUACGAGAGGGAUUGCCAACUGGAUAAGAGCGGCGUGGCGGUCUCGACCAUUGGUCAAAGGCCAUGUGACCUAGCCGCCCGCAGCUGCAGCCGCCUCCUCUCCUCUUCCUCGUUCUCCUGCCGCCGCCGCCUCCUCCUCUCCUCUCCCCGAAUUCUCCUACCUCAGUCGUCGUUGUCGCCGCCGCCGCCGUCGACCUAGACGUCACCGGCUGAGACCGCUGUGGUAUGGAUAAGGAGACGAGAGGAAGAGGACAUCCUUCCCUGACAGCGCCCUGACCUGCCAGGUCUUCCUCCUCGUCGGCCUAGGUCUGGUUCUGCUGGAUUAGAUGGACAGAAGUGGUGGAUCCGAUGGUUGCCGAAAUCCCUCAUCGUCGGAGGAAGGCGUGCGACCGACAAAGAAAUAGGCUGAUGGAGCAGGAUGGGGUGGCGGUUCAAGUUCGGCGGCCUUCGCGUGUUGUGGUUGGCGGCGCUCCACUUCCCUUCUCCCCUGCCCAGUACGGUGGUCUGCAGAUUAUCCUUCAAAGGAGGCCACAAAGAGCAGCGAUGGCUUCUUGGUAAUCUGCAAUUGGCCACAAAGGAUGAGGUACAUGGAGAUUGCCAGCUACCUUCCAUUGGUGUAUAUGCAAGCUACAGAGAAAACCAAAUAUGCACCAUGCCGAUAUGCUUCAUGACGAGUGUGCUUUUGUCAUCCCUCACCCUCUCAGUUGCUGACCAUGUGAUUAUGGUAGUCUACAAUUUGCUUAUGGGUUCUUCAUUGCUUGAUUUUUAUCUCGGACAAAAGAGGGCCAGCCACACCUUUGAAAUAAGCAGCGGCCAUCCAGUCCAGAACAGACUGAAUCUGCUCGACAAAGUGUGAAAAUGCAAUUACUGCUUGGAAAAGUGUAAAAAGGCCAGGGUAUCAUUUAUGUAGUUAUUUGGAAUGCAAGGUUAGGAAAUCCAAGAAAUAAGAUGAGAAGAGGAAUCUAGCAAAGGAAGGUGAAUCUUUUCUCUUGUGAAUACAACAAGGUUUGUUCCUGCUAGCGAGCAACACAGAUCUCAUGCAUGUACUGAUUGAUGCCUUGGUUAUAUUAAUCUAUAAAGAUAAUUUCAGCCUUCCAUGUAUUUGAACAUUUAUUGUGUUGCAGAUGAACUCUACCAUGCUUACUGAUAUACUCCUGCGUAUAUGUAUGUUGUACUAGAAGUUCCUAUUUUUUAACUAUUGCGUACCAGAAAAUUGAAUUGGCAAUGUCUACAUAAAUAUGAUGUAUUAAAUUAUGUUUUGAGAGGGAUUUGUUCAUUUUCAAAACUAAGGAAGUUGGAUGAGCUUAAAGCACCCAUUCAUCAGUUCACUGAACUUUUCAAGUUCUAUUUUAAGUCCACAAGAGGGCAAAAUCAUUGCUCUUUCCCAGAUUAUCUAAAUCAGAUGAGCGGGCUCCAAACUCCAAGUGCCAUUUGCCGUUUUUGUGUUUUGAUUUUUACUUGAGUGCCUUUGGACCGAUGGUAGUAUGGAGAGGUGACAUUAGCAUGGUUGAUGGUUGCUUCUCUCUUGUAGAGUACAUCUCCUUCUUCUAUAUUCCAAUAUAUCAAUAAAACAAGAGAUCUAUAAUAUCAUUGUUUAUGGAGUUCACAGAUUAUUGAAGAUUUUUGCUGCCAUGGAAUUGUGAGUUUGUGACUAUACAUUCUUGUGUCUUGAAGAUGUAUUGUCUCUGUAUGUGAAUGUCAAUAUCCAGGUAUGUAAGCAAGUCCUAACUUUUAUUCACAUAUUUAUCUAUGAAAUGCAUGCAAGCAAAUCACAUCUUACAGACAAAUUCCCCCUUAUAGGUAAAUGUGAUGAUUCAUAAAUUAACCAGUUGGAGAUAUGUAGAUAGUCAGGUGUACUGAUAACUGGAGUUUAGUGCUCAAAAUCCUUCUACCUUUUCUACUGACUGUAUUUUCGUGACGUCUUUAAGAGAAGAAUGAGUACUAUUAGUCAUUCUCUAUCAUGUAUAAUAGUACAAUACUGGAGAUGUGAAUGGAUAAUGUUCAUUUAGUAUAGUAUUAGUAGAUGAUGUUUUUUUUCUUCAGUCAACUCGUGUAUUUCCUGAUAUGUUCAGUCUAUUCCCAAAUUAGUUCGUAAAGUAGCCUUAACAAUUAUACAGUCUCUUUGUGUAUUAGUACUCUGUUUUCUUUGGUUUUGGUCAGCUGGAAGAAUCAGUUUGUCAUAACAUGUGAAAAUGAUUUUAUUUACUUACGCUGUUGCUUUUAUCAGUUAGCAAAGAUGUUUGUCAAAUGUAGUAAGUUAGGCAUCGCAGUGAAGCUUAGCAAAGGGACUUCUGGUGAGGCCUACAAGGCUGGAAGCACUGUAUGUAAGUUUCUUGGUAGAUAAUAAGCAGUGGCAGAUGAACCAAUAAGUUAUCUGUGCCCAUGCUUUAUUGUAAGCGUUAAAUUUGCUCUCUGGUAUUACUUUCAAUGUGUUAUCCAUACCCAUGCUUUUUGCGGUUAAUUAUCAUGUCUUAUCAACUUAUGCAGAGUCCAUGAUAUCAUACAGUUUGAAGUCAAAAAAUUCAUGAUAUGGGUGAUAUGGAAAAGUCAUUGCCUUCUUUGCUGGAACAUUCCCUGAUUGCCUGGACUUCUUGGGUCAAUCGCUGGACGCCACCCCCGUCUCCUGGACGUCAUGACGCCGCCGAUUUCCUUGACGCCGCGUGCCACCGAUCUUCUAUAACUCAAUUUCUCCAAUUUCUCUCGGCUGUGAGCUCAUAUAUAUUUUUGAGUUGUGAACAUAUUAUGUAAACUCAACACUUUGUUUUGUGACAAGUGAACUCAUUUCAUAUUCAUCUAUCAAUCAUGGUUGAAGUGUCUA
Triticum aestivum (bread wheat) is the source of this 3050-nucleotide messenger RNA. RefSeq lists its product as uncharacterized. Lineage: Eukaryota; Viridiplantae; Streptophyta; Magnoliopsida; Poales; Poaceae. The coding region runs from base 651 to 1088 and encodes 145 amino acids. The transcript is spliced from 8 exons. The record is from RefSeq and is a predicted model, not a curated record.